Oryza sativa Japonica Group (Japanese rice) is the source of this 1747-nucleotide messenger RNA. NCBI's taxonomy places the organism in Eukaryota, Viridiplantae, Streptophyta, Magnoliopsida, Poales, Poaceae. The record is from RefSeq and is a predicted model, not a curated record.
UUGGAAACAUGUUUUGAGAAUCAACAAGGUUUGUCGUUGGAAACGGCACGGAACUAACUUUUGGAAGGCUGAUUGGUCGACUGUUUGUCGUUGGAAACGGCGCGGGGCAUCCAGCUCUCAAUGCCGUCCUUGUUCAGUCAUGUAGUUAGGCCAAGGUUUACAGUGGCACAAAGGCAGCGUGAUAAUUGUUAGGAACGUGAUAUACUGAUAUACAAGUGGCACCCUCCAAUAUAGAGCGAUUGGUGAGUACGGAGUGAGUACCUAGUUCCGUGGGACGACGUCCAGGAGAUCGAGCUGCACACAAGGAGGACCGACCAGGUUCAAUGGGCAGCGUAUCCUAUACACACAGGCCUUAACACGGUCUUCGAAAUGCUACUUUAACCAAAAAUGACUACAAAAGUAAAAUAUUUUAAAUAAAAAGACUUGCAUACUAUGAUAGUAACAUUAAAUUUACAUGAUUUAUCUUUCUUAAUUUAUCGCUAUUAAUAGUCAAAAUUAAAACAGUUUGACUUGGCACUAUUCUAGAAAUGUUUAUAUUUUGGGACGGACGGAGAAAUAAAAUGGCAAAAUUUGCUACAGGACACCGAAAGAUUGCGGCCUUUGCUGUGAGACACCCAAAGAUCGUGUAUUUGCUCGUGGACACUGUAAAAAUGUGGUAAUUAGCUGGCGGACACCGGCCGCAUUAUUUUAUCAUUUCCGGACGGAGAGAGAAACUUUGAUUAAAGACAAGUUUACCCAUGGGCCCACUUGUCAAUCUCUCUUUCUCUGUUCAUCUUCUUCCUCUCUUUCUUUGUUCAUCUUCUUCAUCUUCUCUCUUUCUCAUUGCACCGCCACCGAGCUCCGCCGUGGCCGAGCCGUCGUGCGUCGUCGCCGUCGACAGUGAACCUCGGCGAUGCGCCGCCGCCGCCUCACCGUGGCCGAGCCAUCCCAUGGUGACCCCAUCGUGGCCGAGCCGUCCUAGUUGCGAGCCACGAUGCGUUGCCGCCGCCGCCACCCCGCCGCGGCCGAGCCGUCGACUGAGCCGCCCCGCCGCCACUGCCAUCGGCGAGGACGAAGAAGCCGUUGAGAAGUGCGCGCGCUUAUUGGGGCUCAUCUCGCCGGAGAGCUUGAAGAUGGGGGACUUCUGUGGUGGGGAUUGGAACAUAGGGUUGGUGGGGGCGGCGGCGCCUCCGCGUGCUGGUGGCCAUGGGUUUGAGGUGGGACAAGGCGGAGAGGUCAACGAGAAGGGCAAGGAGCGCACCGACGAGGGAGAAGAGGCCGGAGAAGGGGAAGUCCCGCCAGAGGCGUCGCGUGGCAACGACGCAGUCGGCGGCGGCGGCACUGCCAAGCGUGCGCCGCGCUGGCGGUGAGACGCCGGUGCUGAUGAGCGGCACGAGGCACGACGCGAUGGCGAUGGUGAGGCUGACAAAGGUCAGGAUGCUGUUCGUGCGGUGCGGUGGCAGCGUGAGGCACUCGUCGGAGGAGUCUGUGUUGGACGACGACAUCUGGGCCGCCGCGAGGAAGAAGGGGAAAAGAAAAGAAGAGAGAGAGAGGAAGAACAGUGUCAAAGGGUAUUUUGUGGGCGGGCUAAGGUGAGAUCAAGGCUAAGACGAGAGUGCCAUCAAACGUCGAAUUCUUCGUCUGGCUAGCAAUCCAGGGAAAAUGCCUCACAGUUUAUAACCUCCUAAAAAAAUUGAUAUCAUCAACGAAGUUGUCACUCGUGUAUCUCAGUUGAUGAAGAAUAUCGCAAGCAUAUCUAUUAGUUUCA